Heterobilharzia americana is the source of this 768-nucleotide messenger RNA. The record is from the annotation of a GenBank genome assembly. NCBI's taxonomy places the organism in Eukaryota, Metazoa, Platyhelminthes, Trematoda, Strigeidida, Schistosomatidae.
AUGCAUAGUUUAAAUCAUGCCUUAGAAUUACUUCGACAUCAUAUUCCAACAUUUUCAACAACACAACGUUUAAGUAAGAUUGAAACAUUAAGAUUAGCUAAAAAUUAUAUACAUACAUUAUCUGAAUUAUUAACAGUAAAUAAAUCACCAACAUCAUUACAAAUUGCAUUGAAUUUAACUAAAAAUCUUUCACAGAAUACAACUAAUCUAAUUGCUAAUACAUUACAAGUGAAUCCAAGACUUUUAAUUCAAUUACAACAUGAAAAUUCAUAUCAUCAUCAAUAUACUACUAGUGAAUCAAAUAGUCAUAAUACAAGUUUAUUAUCAAUAACAGAUCAAUUGAAAUAUGAAAUAUCUACAUCAAAAAAUAAUUCAUCAUUGAAUAUUGAUCAACAUGAAUAUACUAACCAAUCAAAAUUCACUAAAAUGACUAAUGAUCAUUGUUAUAAUCAUCAACUAGCCAAUCAUAAUAAUUCAUGGAAUGUUGAAUUUAAUUCAAGAUUAAUGAAUUUACAUAAUAAUGACAAUUUGAUAACAAAUCAAACAAAUGUUUUCUUCCCUAGUCCUAUAACUGAUUGGAGUCAAUCACAUUUAUUUAUUCCUUCAGAAACUGCAUAUUCUUCUGUGAAUAUAAAUGAUAAUAAUAAUAAUAACAAUAAUAAUGACAAUAGUAAUACCAACAAUCAGUUUAUGCAUGCUAAUUCAGCCGACAAUAUCAAUCCUUAUGAACAUUCUUUUUUACAAAUGAUGAAUAAACAACAAUUUUGA